AUAGGCCAUAACUUAACGAAGGCACCUCCGUUUGUAAUGAAAAUUUUACUGAAAAGAGAUUAAGAGCUGGGCUUUCCGAUGAUAGGUUAAGCAAGAUUCUAUCUCUUUCUUAUCUUGAGAUAACACAAUAAGAAAAAAUCAUUGGUGCUGACCUGAUAUCUCAGCCUCUGUAAGGGAGCAGGACUCGAAUUUUCGCCUGAGAUCAGGACUCACCAAGAUCUUGCUUUGGUAUAAGUUUCAAAGCAAGCAACCCUUAUUUAGAUAGUUUUCGCCUGGGGGAGAGACUUUUGUCGUCUACGGUAUAUCAAAAUAUAUUUAUAGUUUUUACUUUCUAUAGAUAAAAUUUUCAUAAAUUGAAAAUCUAAGACACACGAUUUAUUUUGAUAAAAAUAAUAUAUUUAUUCUAGGACAAAAAUUAUAUUCAUGUUAUCCUUGUAGUGUUUAUCGUCGUUAUAUUCGUCGACGAAUAUAUUUAUUUAGUACUUAUUUAAUUAUGUAUUUUUUUUUAUUUUCUAUACUAUUCUAUUAUCAUUUGUUAACAUCUUUAAAACAAACUCCAGUUGAAAUUCAAUCAUUUUCUUCAAGUCGAAUAAUGUAUGUAAUUCGAACAAAUUCAAAAUUUUAUGAAAAACGUUUAAAAUAUCUUCUUCAAACAUGGAUAUUAUUAGUUAAUGAACAUACUUAUUUUAUUACAGAUAAAAUUCUACCAAAUAUAUCUUAUAAUCAUAUUAUUCUAACAGAAGAUAUAUGUGGUUAUGAAAAACAUACAAUGAAUACAUUAUGUUGUAAAACAGCACAUGAUUUUAUAUUUUUUCAGCGUAAUUUAAAAAAAUAUGAUUGGUUUUGUCAUUUUGAUGAUGAUCAAUAUGUUAAUAUAGAAAAUUUAGAAAAAUAUUUAUCUACAUUAGAUUUUAAUCAUCCAUAUUAUAUUGGACGUAAUUCAUGGUCUAAUCCUAUAAAUAGAUUAAAACAACCAUAUCCAUAUCCAUUUUGGUUUGCAACAUUAGGUGCUGGUGUAUGUUUAUCAAAAUCAUUAGUUUAUCUUCUUCAACCUUAUACUAGAAAUAUUUCACAAUUUGUUAAUGGAUGUUUAAAAGAAAAUUAUCAUGAUGAUAUAUAUUUAGGUUUUCUUAUAUCUGCUUAUCUUAAUGUAACAUUAACAAAAAAUUUUCGUUUUCAUUCUCAUUUAGAAAAAGAUUUUUAUAAUGAUAAAAAAAAAUUUCUUGAAAUAUUUACUGAACAAAUAACAUUUGGUUUUUAUUGUUCUUAUUAUUAUCCAAAGUUUCUUCCAAAUCUUUAUGAAUCUCAUUUAGAUCACUGUCGUAUACGUACACUUCAUUGUCUAUUAUAUCCACAUAUACUCGAAUGUAAAAUAAAAAUACGUCAACAUCUUUUAAAUAUGACCAAAUAG
Molecule: messenger RNA, 1411 nt
Organism: Rotaria sp. Silwood2
Lineage: Eukaryota; Metazoa; Rotifera; Eurotatoria; Philodinida; Philodinidae
Source: the annotation of a GenBank genome assembly